Messenger RNA from Uloborus diversus, 978 nucleotides. Its product is annotated as cardioacceleratory peptide receptor-like. The coding region runs from base 1 to 978 and encodes 325 amino acids. Gene Ontology annotation, cellular component: membrane. The transcript has a single exon. Gene Ontology annotation, molecular function: G protein-coupled receptor activity; peptide binding. Gene Ontology annotation, biological process: G protein-coupled receptor signaling pathway. NCBI's taxonomy places the organism in Eukaryota, Metazoa, Arthropoda, Arachnida, Araneae, Uloboridae. The record is from RefSeq and is a predicted model, not a curated record.
AUGCAUUCAGAAGCGUAUUCGAAUGUGUCAGAGGGCACAAACAUUGGCUUCUGCUGUGUGAGCUCAUCCGUGACAGAAGAACCACCGCAGGAAGACUUCGGACCACAGUACCACCGAACAGCACGCAUAUGUAUCUUGUUCUCCAUGAUAGCAUUUUCUCUGCUUGGCAACAGCAUGAUUUGUUGGCAGCUGCUCCCUUUCCGUCGCAAAAGAUUCCCAAAAUCUAAGGUGCUAUUUCUCAAUCUGGCAGCAGCUGACUUGUGCGUCACAUUCUUCGCAAUGUCCUCCCAAACCGUCUGGGAAAUAAUGGGCAAGGUAUGGCUCGCUGGUGACGCUUUCUGCAAAAUAGUCAAAUUUCUGCAGACUUAUUCCCUCACAUUGUCCACGUAUAUACUUGUAGCCAUAGCUCUUGAUCGAUACAAUGCCAUCGUCAAACCUUUCUCAAGAACUCCAGCUCCUAAAUCUUACGCUAUUGCAGCUUGGAUUACUUCUUUAUUACCAUCAGUUCCCUGCUAUUUCAUAUUUCAAGAAGUAUUGGUGUCGUCGAAUGUGUCAUACUGUGUCUCGAUCUUCUAUACUUCGCAGUACCCUCACUACUGGCGGCAGCUGUACAUGGCGUACAUAUUCUUGUCAAUAUUCAUAAUUCCUUCAUUACUUCUCCUUGGAUUGUACACAAGGAUACUUGUAGAGAUAUGGACUCAAUCGUCUGUGUUUUCUUCGAACGAGCUAAGCACCUCAUCUCUCCCCAGAGCAAAAACCAAAACUCUAAAAAUGACUAUUGCAAUUUUUCUAACUUUUAUCAUCACAAAUUUGCCAUAUGUCAUUCAAGAAAUGAUUCUGGCUUUUGGGGAUUCCAAGCUGCUCGAUCCCAACAUAGUUGCCUUAUUCGGAGUGAUUUCAGCCAGUAACAGUGCCUUUAAUCCUUACAUUUAUCUAACCUUUCAGUCUAAACCUACAUGCUUUGGAAAAAUGCUUUAG